CUUAUUAUGAUGUCAAUCUCUCGUUUCAGAUUUCAACACUGAGAACUGAGCGCCAAAUUCAAAAUUGUGACCAUUGUUCCGCCACGUAUAAAGGAGCGUGCUACGCGACUGGUCGAGUUCAUAUCAGCGAUCGGUUCACACGAGGUACACCUCAACAAGAGCGCGAUUCAACCAUCUAAAUACAAAAUUUCUCUACAAUGGCCCACUUACCAGCCAUGGUUUUUCUCGUUGUCUUGGAAAGUAUAACUGCAAAAUAUGUUUUACCAGGUGCUCCAUGGUUCGCACACGACAUUCCUCAGACGAAAUUUGGUGACCGUGAAGUGUUUCCAUCCGGCAACUCAGAAAAGCUUAUUUCGGCGCAAACAUCGAUGGCCGAGAUAAAAAAAUUGUUCGAAAGUGUAGAGCAUAUGUCCGUCCAAUCUCACGACUCUACAGAUGAAUCUGAGGGUCCAAGGGCCUGGUACAAACCACAGCAGGACGAGACAGUUUUUGAUGAAGGAAAGUGCAUCGACGAGUAUCACGACUGUCAACAGUUUGCGGACAACUAUAUCUGCUUUGAAGACGUGUACAAAACUUGGAUGCAACGGAAGUGCAGGAAAACUUGCAAAUUCUGCAAAGAAAACUGCUUGGAUACCAGGUAUGGUUGUUGUGAAGAUGGAGAGACUGUUGCUGAUGGGCCUUCCAAGGCUGGAUGUGGAGUUAAAUUGUGCAUCGACCAGAUAGACUGUGAACGAUAUAAACACAAAUGUGACGACGAUUCAUUAUCCAAUUUCCUUAAAAAAAAGCUCAGAAAUAGCUGCGCUUACACUUGCACGCGAUGCAAGGCACCGAGUCCUACCGCAGAUUGUGAGGCCCGCAGAACGAGGUAUGGAUGCUGUUGGAAUGGACAAGAAGCAUUGGGUCCGCUAGAAAAAGGAUGCUUACCUUGUGAGGACACUUACCCACGGGCCUGUCAGGUCUUUAAGACCUGCAAUUCUCCGUUCUACAACCUUAGAAAAUUUGGGAAUAUGCACUGUCCAAAGAAAUGUGGAAUGUGUGGAAAGUGCGUUGAUAAAGGACUGACCUCCAAAUGUCAGAACUGGGCAGCAAAAGGUUUGUGUGCGGUACGCGGGUGGAAAACUUAUAUGGAGGAGUUCUGUCCAAAGACAUGUGGUUUCUGCGAAUCCAGCGAAAGUGCUGUGGAUGUGAGGACCCUCCUUGGGAUCUAACUAGGGUGAUUAGGACCCUAUACUUGCUUAAAAAGAAAAAAAGCUUUCUUUUGUAAUGAACUUUACAGAGGUAAAAAAAAAAUUAGUUCAGAAACUAAGAGGUGACAUUCCCGGAGUAGAUUUGUAAAAACUUGCUUGCAAGUAGUUGCUAUUGAUUGUUUUUUUAGUUUUCCUAGAUUGUACUUUUGUAUGUUUAAGGCGCCGGCGGCCGUGAUAGUCUUUCAAAUCAUAAAACGAUUUGUUACAACUCCUUAGAUAUAGAUUUGAGGAAAGUAUGGACCCGUUGCAGUUUAUCUUUCGUUGAAACUAUAAAAAAAAAAAGAUCAUAAUACACAUGUAGGAAAGACAAUCAAAGAGUUUUUUGUUUUUUUUUUGUUUUCCGUUAGUAACUACCUUUUAACGCACGCCUACUACUCUCUUUUCGGUAAGUCAUACACCGAAUGCAAAUAUGGCGUCCAAUUUGAAUUGCCAUUGUUCUGGACUGACUAGCCUCGUCUUCACGUGGAAUCACAAAACGAUUAUCACAUUUGUGAGAGGCUAGUCAGUCCAGAACAAUAGUAAUUCAAAUUGGACGCCAUAUUUGCAUUCGGUUUAUACGUAAGAGUAAAAAUCGUUGUAAGUCGAGGCUAAGAUUGCGAUCGCUUAAGACUUUCAAUGAAGGUGAAAUGAAGAUACCCUGAGUUCAGUUUACUUUUCAAAACUAUUAAAGCAAAUGCCGCAUUCCUA
Stylophora pistillata is the source of this 1934-nucleotide messenger RNA. RefSeq lists its product as uncharacterized. Lineage: Eukaryota; Metazoa; Cnidaria; Anthozoa; Scleractinia; Pocilloporidae. The record is from RefSeq and is a predicted model, not a curated record.